Messenger RNA from Populus nigra (black poplar), 2403 nucleotides. RefSeq names its product floral homeotic protein APETALA 2-like. Gene Ontology annotation, molecular function: DNA-binding transcription factor activity; DNA binding. The record is from RefSeq and is a predicted model, not a curated record. Gene Ontology annotation, biological process: regulation of DNA-templated transcription. Bases 476 to 1987 code for a protein of 503 amino acids. The transcript is spliced from 11 exons. Lineage: Eukaryota; Viridiplantae; Streptophyta; Magnoliopsida; Malpighiales; Salicaceae.
AAAAAACAGGGAGAAAUAAGGAAAGGGUCUUCUCUUCCCUUAAAAGAGAAAAAAAAACUAUGCACAACUGUGCAAGCAUAUCCUGAGCCAUAAAAACAAGUGGUAGCAAAUGAAAAAGGAAGACAAGGCAAGUUGCUAGAGAGAGAGAGAGAGAGAGAGUUAUUAGGGUGGGUGCGGAUGCUUUCUGCUAAAGCUAACUCAAACUGGCCUCGUCUAUGCUGUAUUGGGCAGUCAGGGAUUACCAAGAUCUUGAAACAUUUCUCCCUCUACUACACCUUUUGCAACAAAACCACACUCUCCCUGAGGAGUCGUAGCUUCCUCUCUUCUUCAAUCAGCCACCGCCAAUAAUAUCUCAGCUGUGUAGCUGGUCUUCCUUCAGCAAUCAUUAUUCUACUCUUGCUUUCAUAUAUGGUGGAGGGUUGUAAAAAAUCUUGCAAUCUGCUUCAAGUUCUAUCUUAAGAAGAGGUUAAAAGAAAUGUGGAACUUGAAUGACUCGCCUGAUCAAACAAGAGAAGACGAAUCCGAGGGAUGCUCAAGCCAAAAAACAUCAAAAGAUGGCGAAGUUGACAAGGGCAAAAGGGUUGGAUCCGUGUCGAAUUCCAGCUCUUCUGCUGUGGUAAUUGAGGAUGGAUCAGAAGAAGAGGAUGGUUGUGGUGAGAGAGGAGAUAGAAUAAUCAAGAAGCAUAGUAUAAGCUUCAGCAGCAGCACUAGCAGCAAGAUUUUCGGGUUCUCGGUUCCUUAUGAUCAAGACUCCAUGGACUUGAGUGAUCCACCGGUGACCCGCCAGUUCUUUCCUGUAGAGGAUCAAGAAAUGGGGUCCACAUCGAGCGUUGGAGGUGGUGAUGGAGGUGGAGGUGGAUUGCCUCGGGCUCACUGGGUUGGUGUCAAGUUUUGCCAAUCGGAUUCAUCACUUGUUUCUCAAAAAUCCAUGGAAGUCUCACAGCCAUUGAAGAAAAGUAGGCGAGGACCGCGGUCCAGGAGCUCUCAAUACCGUGGUGUUACCUUCUACCGGAGGACUGGCCGAUGGGAAUCUCAUAUAUGGGAUUGUGGGAAGCAAGUGUAUCUAGGUGGAUUUGACACUGCACAUGCAGCUGCUCGUGCAUAUGACAGGGCAGCUAUCAAGUUUCGGGGAGUGGAGGCAGAUAUCAAUUUUAGAAUUGAAGACUAUGAGGAAGACUUGAAACAGAUGAGCAACCUCACUAAGGAAGAGUUUGUUCAUGUGCUUCGCCGGCAAAGCACAGGAUUUCCUAGAGGAAGCUCCAAGUAUAGAGGUGUAACCUUGCACAAGUGCGGGAGAUGGGAAGCUCGAAUGGGCCAAUUUUUAGGCAAAAAGUAUGUUUAUCUAGGCUUGUUUGAUACUGAGAUCGAAGCUGCAAGGGCCUAUGACAGAGCUGCAAUGAAGUGCAAUGGCAAAGAGGCAGUGACCAACUUUGAUCCCAGCAUUUAUGAAAACGAGCUUGAAUCAUCAGGGAAUGCUGCGGCUCACAACCUUGAUUUGAGCUUGGGCAAUCCAGUUUCAAAGCAAAGUAGUAUAGAAUUUGGUCAGGAUAGGCACAACGCUGCCAUGGAGCAACUUUCAGCAGCAAUGCCACUUGAACCCAACUGGCAAAAUCGGGGGUUCAGGCCUACGCUUGACCUGUAUAGGGGUGACAACGAUGGACAUGGAAGAGAUGGGUAUCGGGAGACUGAAACGACUCAGCUUCUUAGCAAAAUCCACAUUCAAUCUCUAGCAUCACUCAAGUCUAGUGAAAUGCCAACAUAUGUGCAGUUCAGGAGAUCGCAUGGAGAUGGUCAGAUGCUUCAUGUUCUUCCCCCACAGUUCAAUCCACCAAAUUAUCAAGUCCAGUAUCCAAGCAGCAGUAGUGGAGGCCGAAUCGGAAGUGAUCUUUCCCUCUCUCCCACCGAGCUUCAUCAUCGUCGUCAUUAUCAGCAAUGGCAAGCAGGACCUCCCCAGUUUGCAAAUGCUGCAGCAUCAUCAGGAUUCUAACAGCAGAUUAGGACUCCACAAAACUGGAUGCAGAAAAAUGGGUUCGACUGUCUCACGAGACCCUCUCAACCCAUGUAUAAAGUAGCCGUUCAUCUUCCUUGCGAAUGCAAUCUUUCAAUCCUUACCAUGCUUGCUAGCUGUGACAUGCAAAGAGCGGGCUUUUAACUAUGAGGCAUAUCUUUCUUUUCACUGUCCACCCAUUCCCAAAAGAGCCACCCCCAACAAACAAGAAAUUGUUGGCCAAGAAAGAACCAAGAGACAAGGAAGUUCCAAGUCUUUGGGAAAGGUUGGUCAUCAGUUUGAACUAACAAAGGGACGAAAUCUUCAACUAGAUAUAAAUUUAUUUCAGGGUUCUGACUAAAACUGUUGGCUUUGCUUUUCUUCAUUUUUAAUAAUAAUACUGUUUUGUUGCUCUU